This is a messenger RNA of Cuscuta epithymum, 1074 nucleotides long. The record is from the annotation of a GenBank genome assembly. NCBI's taxonomy places the organism in Eukaryota, Viridiplantae, Streptophyta, Magnoliopsida, Solanales, Convolvulaceae.
CAAAAUUUGCAUUUAUUGCUCUUUUUCCUUUCCAUCUUCUAUUAAUGAAUCUCCAUCUCUUUUGUUCUCAUUUCAUCUCAUAUUAUAAUAAUAGUCUCAGCAGCUUUUGACAAGAAAUAAAUUAAACAUACUAUCUACUUCAAUUCAACAUACUUCUGCAGGCCUAGGAGCAAUAUAAUGGCAGUCAUUUCCCAUCUUGGAGCUCUCAUUGUUUUUCUCUCAUUCCUUUCCUUGUUCCAUGAUUCAAGGGCUGCUAGGUUUUUAGGUGUCAUCAACCAUCAGCCUGCUGCAGAAAAAAGAUUCCACCUUCAAAGCCAGCAUACAACAACAGAAGAGAGACUGGACCAUAAUGGAGCUAAUAUUGGAAAGGAAAGCGCUAAAGAAAUUAUUGGUGAGCACCUUCACCAUGAAGAGGAGAAGGGCAAGAUCAUCAACAAUAAAUAUGGGGUUGCUGGUUCAUCUUCAAAAGCUUCAUCAGUUGUGAGUAAUUUGACGGAUAAAACCGUGAAGACGAAGAAGAAGGAGAAGAAGAAGGAAGAGGGGAAGGGAGAUGAAGUGAUAACAGAGGCUGCAGUCUUCAAUUUGGAUUAUUUACCGCCAAAAACACACCCUCCUAUUCACAACUGAUGGAGUAAUUAACUUAUUAACUGCAUGAUAAUGAGAGAGAUGAGAUCGGCGGUCAGUCGGUCGGUCAUCCAUGCAUGCAAAAAAUACGUAAUUAACUCAUUAAUUAGUAGGCUCUAAUUAACCGACUAAUACUAAAGCAAAAAAAGAGACUAAUACUGAUAUACUAUCUAUAUGGUGAAUAUUACUCCGCAUAAUAUUCAUUACACAAUUACACAUACUAAUUUUCUUCUCUUUUUUGUACUUUGAGGGACCAUAUAUAAGUAUAGUUUAGCAACAAUAUAUUAUAUGCAUUCCAAUUUUUAAAGCAAUUUAACCCCUUUGUAAAGCUUUCAGCAUACACCAUGCCGAUCCGGCACAGGAGUUUUUGCUAUAUAAUCCCUCUUUUUUGUAUGUACGAUCGAGUUAAUAACUCUUUUGAUCUAUAGUGAAUGACAUGCGAUUCUGAUA